AUGAAACAAAACCUAACAUUUGCUACUCUUUGGCCAGAUGAUAAUGAUUUUACGUCAAUCGUUCAUCCACAUUGGCAUAAAUUUACUCAACCUGAUCCAUUGUAUUAUUAUCUAGUAGGAAUUUAUAUUGGUAUUGUUGGCAUAUUAGCAGUAAUGGGAAAUUCUUUGGUAAUUACAUUAUUUCUUUUAUGUAAACAAUUACGAACACCACCAAAUAUGCUUAUAGUUAAUUUAGCUAUUUCUGAUUUUUCUUUUGCACUUAUCAAUGGUUUCCCAUUAAAAACAAUCGCUGCAUUUAAUCACCGUUGGGGAUGGGGUAAAUUGGCUUGUGAGCUGUAUGGAUUUGCUGGUUCAAUAUUUGGAUUUAUUUCACUAACAACAAUGGCCUUCAUUGCUUUGGACAGAUAUUUAGUAAUUGUACAACCUUUUGAAACAUUUUCUCGUAUCACUUACGGGAAAGUUAUAGUUAUGAUUUUUAUCACAUGGAUAUGGUCAGCAUUGUGGUCAAUUCCACCAUUUUUUGGUUAUGGAAGUUAUAUACCCGAAGGUUUUCAUACAUCUUGUACUUUCGACUACCUAUCAACUGACUUACCGAACUUAAUAUUUAAUGCAGGAUUAUACAUAUUGGGAUUUCUUUGUCCUGUAUUUAUUAUAAUCUUCAGUUAUUAUCAAAUUGUUAAAACAGUUAGACUCAAUGAAUUAGAACUAAUGAAAAUGGCACAAUCAUUAGAUUUACAAAAUCCAUCGGCUAUGAAAACAGGUGAUAAGAAAGCAGAUAUUGAAGCUGCUAAAACGUCUAUUAUUCUUGUUUUUCUCUAUUUAAUGUCAUGGUCUCCUUAUGCCAUUGUGUGUUUAAUGACACUGAUUGGAAGUAGAGAUUCGUUAACUCCAUUCCACUCUGAACUCCCUGUGUUAUUUGCAAAAACAUCUGCUGUUUACAAUCCUAUUGUAUAUGCAGUCAAACAUCCUAAAUUUCGUAUGGAAAUCGAAAAACGUUUUCCAUAUCUUAUUUGUUGUUGCCCACCUAAACCAAAGGAGCGAUUGCAAAAUACAAUAGUAUCAAAAAUUCAAGUUUCACAGAUUGGAAUCCGUACCGUCAGCGGGGAUAAUGAAAAUACGUUGAACACAGUAAAACGAGAAGAUUAA
Schistosoma rodhaini is the source of this 1146-nucleotide messenger RNA. The record is from the annotation of a GenBank genome assembly. NCBI's taxonomy places the organism in Eukaryota, Metazoa, Platyhelminthes, Trematoda, Strigeidida, Schistosomatidae.